AUGUCUACUAUUUCAAGAGCUAAUGUAGCAAUAACAGACCUUCCGUGGCUCCAAAAAUAUCGUCCAGCUACAUUUGAUGACAUAGUUGGAAAUGAACAUUCGAUAAAUAUAUUGAAGAAUGUUGCUAAAAAAGGAAAUAUACCAAAUUUUUUAUUAUCGGGACCACCUGGUACUGGUAAAACUAGUAGUAUCGUUUGCCUUGCUAACGAACUAUACGGAAAAGAGUUAGCUAAAAGAGCUAUUCUGGAGCUUAAUGCUUCUGAUGAAAGAUCUGUUAAUGUUAUUAGAGACAAGGUUAAGGCAUUUGCUCAAACAAAGGUUACACUUCCUCCUGGAUUACAAAAAUUUGUAAUUUUGGAUGAAGUUGAUAGUAUGGUUGAUCCAGCGCAAAAAGCACUUCGAGCAAUUAUGGAGCAAUAUUCUGAUACAACAAGAUUUGCUUUAGCAUGUAAUAAUGAAGAUAAAAUUGAUGAAGCAAUUAUGAGCAGAAUAACAAAAUUAUCUUUUACCAAUUUAUCACAAGAAGAAGUUGCAUUACGACUUUUGUAUAUAAUAAAGCAAGAAAAUAUUAAAUACACUCCUGAAGGUUUACAAGCAAUCAUAUUUACAGCUGAUGGAGAUAUGAGACAAGCUAUUAAUAACCUUCAAUCUACAUACUCAGGAUUUGGUAUGAUUGAUGAGGAAAAUGUUUACAAAGUGUGUGAUGUACCAGAUCCUAAAUAUAUAAUGGAAAUGCUUAAACGUUGUAUACGUUAUGAAGUAAAGAACGUUUUUAAUGCUGUUGUUAAAUUAUAUGGUGAUGGUUAUUCUGCUUUGGAUAUUGUUCAGACAAUGAUGAAACUUAUGAAAUCUGCUUCCGAAAAUGAAAUUGAAGAAGAUUAUUAUAAUGAUUUUCUAAUGGAAAUUGCCAAAACCGAGUUAGUCAUUAAAUCUGGAACCGACAGUGAACUUCAGGUUAUUGGUUUAGUAAGUUCUCUUUGUGAUAUUGCUAAAUCAAUUUCAAAAAGAAAGAAUGAUUAG
This is a messenger RNA of Rhizophagus irregularis DAOM 181602=DAOM 197198, 1020 nucleotides long. RefSeq lists its product as uncharacterized. Gene Ontology annotation, cellular component: nucleus; DNA replication factor C complex. Gene Ontology annotation, biological process: DNA-templated DNA replication; DNA repair. Gene Ontology annotation, molecular function: ATP binding; ATP hydrolysis activity; DNA clamp loader activity. Lineage: Eukaryota; Fungi; Glomeromycota; Glomeromycetes; Glomerales; Glomeraceae. The record is from RefSeq and is a predicted model, not a curated record.